Messenger RNA from Stegodyphus dumicola, 2320 nucleotides. Its product is annotated as trithorax group protein osa-like. The record is from RefSeq and is a predicted model, not a curated record. Gene Ontology annotation, cellular component: nucleoplasm; brahma complex; SWI/SNF complex. Gene Ontology annotation, molecular function: nucleosome binding; DNA binding. Gene Ontology annotation, biological process: regulation of transcription by RNA polymerase II; chromatin remodeling; positive regulation of DNA-templated transcription. Lineage: Eukaryota; Metazoa; Arthropoda; Arachnida; Araneae; Eresidae.
UAGUAUUUUAAUGUCUCUAAAGCUUGUAAUUCUUUAUAAAUAAAUAAUCCGCUGUAUAUUUCCACUUAAUGUCAAUGUGUAGGAAAAUGUCUUGCGAAAUUUCGGGUCAACAACCAAACAUUCCCAUGCCCCCGAGACCAUCCUCCAAUCAGUCUGACAACAGUGGACAAGUGCAAAUGCCCCAACCUCCCAUGACAGCACAAGGUUAUAAUCAGCAGAUGGCUCCUCCAGCUAUGUAUGGUAAUAAAAUGCAUCAAAGCAUGAUGGGUAGUAGUUCGUCUCACAUGGCACCUUACUCACCUCAACCUUCAGCACAUUAUCCACAAGGUGGUUUUCAUCGUCCUCCAAGCUCUAUGUCAAUGCAUAGUUAUGGAAAUCAAGCUCAGAACAAUUAUCCUGGUCCUUCAUAUCCUGCACAAUCUCCGAUACCCCCUCAUCGAAUGCCAACUCAUCCUAGUUCUGCUCCUUCAAAUUAUGGUAGUCCAUCUGGCACAGGUGGCUAUAAUAAUUCUCAGUACUCUAGUACUGGACCACCUUCUACUGGUUAUAAUAUGAACAACAUGAUGCCACCACCUAAUCAAUAUCCUAAAGCAGCUAGCAUGCCACCACCUACUGGAGGAGCACAAGCAGCUGCUCAGGCUGCUGUUAUUGCUGCUGCUGCUAGUUCUGGCAGUAUGCGCCAAUCACCUAUGUACCUGCGGCAACAUUUACAACAGAAAAUAUACAAUAAUUAUAAUUCGGCAAUCAGUCCUGUACCACCUGGUACUCCAGGAUCUAACGGCGGGCAGGACACUCCAAUGCCACCUCCAGCAAGUACACCUUCUUCACAGCCAUUAAACAUGAAUCAAGGAUCUCUGCCUCCAUCUUCAGGAGCACUUGGAAAUGCUUCUAGUUGUGAUGGUCCAAUGCCAGCUUCAAUGGUACCUGCUGGUUUCACGCAAACAUCAGCUCCUUCUCUUGGUAUACCACCUACUACUGUGACUCAAAGUAUCAGCAGUCCUGUUCCUUCAGUAACAACAGUGUCUAGCCCAUCUGUACCUGACAUGAUGCAAUCUCAGCAAGUAAGGAGUUCACUUGGUGGCUCCCAAGGCCCUCCCCCGCCACCUGUCAUGGAUGAAGGUAGUCAAGCAUCUAAUGCCUCCGCUUCAUCUUCUCUGCCUGAAGAGAGAGUGGAAACUCCAAAACCUAAUAAUAAGCCUGCGAUGUCGCAUCCUCCGACACCAAAUACAUUGCCGUCACCUGGUGCAGCAUCUAUGUCAUCAUUUCAUGAUGAGUUUGAAAGUGUUUCUAGUCCUAGUUGGCCUAGAACACCAGCAAGCCCGGUUAUAAAUAAUCAAGCAUAUGAUCAUCACCCAAUAAAGCGUCCUGAUGGAAUGUUAAAGCUUUAUGAUAUGUCUGAUGAUCCUGAUAGAAGGUUAUUUUUGGAUAAAUUAAUCAUGUAUCAGGAAGAAAGGGGUACUCCUCUUUCUCAGUGCCCCACGAUUAGCAAGCAACCGCUUGAUUUGUAUCGUUUGUACCUGGCAACUAAAGAACGUGGUGGUUUUGUUGAGGUGAUGAAAGGUAAAAUGUGGAAAGAGAUUGCUGGGCUUAUUGGAAUUGGUGCUUCUUCAAGUGCGGCAUAUACUCUGAGGAAGCAGUACAUCAAGCAUCUCUUACCCUUUGAAUGUAAAUUUGAUAGGGGAGGCAUUGAUCCAGGUCCUAUAAUUAGCAGCCUUGAAUCAAAUUCGAGGAAAAAGAAUGCAAAAAAUGCAGGUGGCCCAAUGAUGGAUGGCUAUCCAUCACCUUAUCCAGGAGCCUAUCCACCUAAUACAGGCCCACACCCAGGAAUGAUGCCUGGUUCAGAAUAUCCUGGACCUGGACACCAUCCUUCGUAUCAAGAUUCUAUGCAUCACCCAGGAUCUAUGGUGAAUCACUCAGGUUCAGAAGGAGCAAUGGAUCCUUUUAGUGAUGAAAUGCAAAAUUCCCAAUAUUCACAGAGGCACAGCUCUAGUGAUAAUUAUGCUUACUCUCAGUCAAAUGCUAAUAGCAACAUCCCACCUUACUCUGGAAACCAGCCGAGCGUGCCUUCUACGUCGUUCGGUUACAGCAAUACUUCUGGACAGCAAGAACCUUAUAGUGAUCAGUAUUCUAACACCAUGGUGCCUCCAUCAUCAGAACCGAGUUACAGUAACCGAAGCAUGGUACCAGAUCCCUAUGCACCACCUCCUGGUGGUUAUCCUCCAAACCGGACUGUCGGUGGUUAUCCUGACCAAGAGAGGUAAGAUUUUUUUACUCCCAAGCAUAAAUCUGCAACUGUUUUCUACUUUUUUUUUUUUUUUUU